Molecule: messenger RNA, 1074 nt
Organism: Notodromas monacha
Lineage: Eukaryota; Metazoa; Arthropoda; Ostracoda; Podocopida; Cyprididae
Source: the annotation of a GenBank genome assembly
AUGAAUGUGCCUGCCAAGAUCCCCUUGGUCAAGUUGACCAACGUGCGCACUGGUAUCAACUGCAACAACACAGUGGGCCUGCUCUACACUCGACUCUUGCGCGCCUACGCGGACCUGGACUGGGAACUGUGUUGCUACCCUGCUGAGUGCUCCGAAUCCAGACGAUCGAUCCUUUGCGAAAAUGACAUGGCGGAAUUGUGGAAAGUGAACAAGGCUGAGGCUUUGCACAAUGCUCGGGAAUGGACACGUUUGUUCGCUGGCGGUAAAGAAUCCUCGUUGCUACCUUCGCCUCCGGGAAGUGGUUUCCCACCGUUGUACAAUUUCAUCAAUUUGGUUGUGUUUAAUUGCCUCGCUUUUCUUGCCGCCGCGUCCCACGCAAGAGCAAUGCUCACAGAUCCAGGAGCAGUUCCGAAAGGUAGCGCCACCCGUGAAAUGAUGCAGAAAAUGGGUUUUGAGGAAGGCGAUGUCGUUUUCAAGUGUCCCAAGUGUUGCUCUAUCAAGCCGGAACAAGCUCAUCAUUGUUCAUCAUAUAGAUGCAUUAAAAAGAUGGAUCAUCAUUGCCCGUGGGUGAAUAACUGUGUCAGUGAAAAGAAUCAGAAAUAUUUCGUUCUGUUCACGUUUUACAUUGCUGUGAUAUCUGUUCACGCCCUGUUCCUUCAGUGGCGGGGGGCGGUUUUCAGUGAAUACUCCUCUCCAGCAUUGGUGAUCUUCAUGCUCUUUUUGCUUAUUGAAGGCCUAUCAUUUGCAAUUUUCACUGCGAUUAUGUUUGGUUCGCAAAUCAGCGCAAUAUGGAAUGAUGAAACGGGAAUCAAAGCAUUAAAAAAAGAGUAUGGAGUUGGACUCGUCAGGCAAAGUGGAAGAGUGUUCAGGCUGUAUUCAGGCCAUUUCCGCGGCCGUUUUCUGCACGGGUGUCAUCAGGUGCUUGUGGGGUUGUUGGUGAACGGGUUUGGACUGGACACGAGUGACGCAGACAUGUGUCUGAUAGUGUCCAACUCUCUGAUUGACCAACCAGCGGGACUGGGCACUGCUCAUCCUCAAGGAAGUCAUGCUGGUGUUGCACAGUAUUCUGGAUUA